This is a messenger RNA of Punctularia strigosozonata HHB-11173 SS5, 956 nucleotides long. RefSeq lists its product as uncharacterized. The transcript has 6 exons. Bases 534 to 956 code for a protein of 140 amino acids. The record is from RefSeq and is a predicted model, not a curated record. NCBI's taxonomy places the organism in Eukaryota, Fungi, Basidiomycota, Agaricomycetes, Corticiales, Punctulariaceae.
UCAAUUUCGACGCUAUCCCGGAGGAAUCGUACUUCGCGCUUCGCACCGCGCGGUCCGUGCCCGAGUCGCCCUAUGAGGCUGCCGACCGCCUCGCCUAUGAGCUUGCCAGCGCACCCGGUAGCUUGGGCCGCGCCUUGAGCGACGUCAGCGGGAACGUUGCCCUGCAUACCCAGGUACUUGAGGAGCAGGGACGGGCCACCACGGAGCGCGUCUCGCAACAAGUCCAAUUGGGGCAGGAGAACUUGCUGCGCGGUUUGGAGCAGGGCCAGGCCGAUCUGCAGAGAACCGUGCAAAGCGGACUGGAAGGCAUACAGGAUCGGGCCGAGGAGCAGGUGGACCGCGUGAUAGACAGGACCGAAAAUGUUCUGCACAACGUGCUCAGCAGGGGCGUCAGCCGAAUCGGAGCGGGGAUCGCGGAUGGACUACUCGACCACGCUAUUCCGCGGGUGCUCUUAAAUGAUCCUACUCGGCGUCAAAGUACCCUCGAUACAGGGAUAUCAGCGCGUGAAAUACAGAAGCCUUUGACGGUAGCCAUGAGAUUGGAGCCAACGUUGAAGACGGCUCGACGAGAGAGGGAGAGGUUCGCUAUAAAAGCCCGGCUUAAUGGCAUAGCCCUAAAUGUUGCAAUCGGUAUGCAAGUGCUCCUGGGGGCGCUCACUACGGGACUUGCGGCCGCCACAAGGGGGCGAUCCACAUCGAUCGUAGUCGCCAUCUUCGGCGGUGCGUCCACAUGCGUUGCUACGUACCUUGCCCGAGCCAGAGGCACCGGCGAGCCGGAGAACUCCAAGAUCCGGGUACGACUCCUGGACCACUUUAUCCGCGACUGCGAUCACAUCAUCUUCGACGAAGGAUACCACGUCGGCCAUAUCCGGGACCAUUACGACGAUAGGCUGGACGAAUUACGGAGACGGCUCGAGGAGAUCCUGGGCAACAACUCGGACAAUUCCAUGCCGUGA